Molecule: messenger RNA, 1459 nt
Organism: Westerdykella ornata
Lineage: Eukaryota; Fungi; Ascomycota; Dothideomycetes; Pleosporales; Sporormiaceae
Product: ribosomal protein S5 domain 2-like protein
Exons: 2
Coding region: 206-982 (258 amino acids)
Biological process (GO): nuclear mRNA surveillance; poly(A)-dependent snoRNA 3'-end processing; rRNA catabolic process
Cellular component (GO): nuclear exosome (RNase complex); nucleolus; cytoplasmic exosome (RNase complex)
Source: RefSeq, a predicted model, not a curated record
CAAAAUCCACCGCCGUCAUCUCCAAAAAUUCAAACAGCAGCUUCAAGCUGUCAAGCGGGCAGCGAGUACGCAAACAACACCUUCCACUUCGUCCAAUUUACCAAUUGGCCAAUCUUGCAGUGGCCCAGACGAGAAUACCUCCAUUUUUCCAGGGAACGUAAAGGCAAAGAAAUCAAAAUCCCAAGAGGAUACCCCAACAAGAACCAUGCCCCUCGACACCUCGACCUACGCCCUCGCCCUCCUCCGCCUCGACGGCCGCCGCUGGAACGAGCUCCGGCGCAUCCACGCGCAGCUCAGCGUGCAAGCCGCCGCCGACGGGUCCUCGUACUUUGAACUGGGCAACACCAAGGUGCUGUGUACGGUCACGGGGCCGGCGGAGAUUCGGUAUGGGCAGGGCGGGCAGACGGGCGGAGGGAAGGCGACAGGAGGAGGCGGGGAUGGCGAGGCGAAGGUGGAAGUUGAGAUUGGGUUCGCCGGGUUCAGUGGGGUGGAGAGGCGGAGGAGGAGGGCUGAUAAACGCACACUGGAACUCCAACACACGCUCCGAACCGCCUACACCACGCUCCUUCUCACCCACCUCUACCCCCACAGCACCAUCUCUCUCCACCUGCACAUCCUCUCCCAAGACGGCUCCCUCCUCGCCGCCUGCAUCAACGCCGCCACCCUCGCCCUCAUCGACGCCGGCAUCCCCAUGACAAACUACCUCGUCGCCUGCACCGCCGCCUCGACCGCCUCUGCAGGAUCCGCAGAGGGUGCAGGGAGCGACGACCCGUUGCUGGAUUUGAACGGGUUGGAGGAAAUGGAGUUGCCUUUCUUAACGGUGGGAAUGGUCGGCGAGAAGGUGAGCGUUUUGGUCAUGGAGACGAGGGUAAGGCAGGAGAGGGUCGAGGGGAUGCUGGCGGUGGCAGUCGAGGGUUGUAGACGGAUGAAGGAGAUUUUGGAUGGCGUGGUGAAGGGGUAUGGGAGGAGGUAUGCGGCGUGAGGGAUGCGGUGGAAAUGGGUUCGCAAGGGAUAAUCAUUCCUUCUUCAGUGAGCGCACGGGACCGGGAAUGGCACGAUGUCGAUUGAUGCUGCCCUUGGACAGUGGGAUUUUGACCAUGUCGAGCCUUGCGAAGGCAGCAUCACCGCUAUGGGAGACCCCUCCUCCUACCAUCAGCAUACGCGCGAUCUGUCCCGCGUCCUCCCAGCGCCACGGCCAUGAGAAGCAACCCCUUUCGAGCUGGGAACUUGAGACAAAGACACCUAUCAAGCGAGAGCGAGAUAGCCAGCAUCUCGGAAAUGCUGUGAUCAGACUAGAGUGUAGGAUUUGACAUUCGAGAAGGAGAGGAUGAGCAUGACACUGAAAAGCUGGUGUAGUAGAAUAGAGCCAGCCGGAUGACCCUCCACGUCAUAGGGCGAUGGAACAAGCAAUGCAAAUAUGCUAUGUAAGAAACUUGAAAUCUCACGAGUGAUAUCUCAU